AUGUUGGGACCAUAUGAUGUAGAGAUCCAUACCGUGAUGUCUAAAGACUGGUGGUAUAAAGAUAAAUCAAUGUUGGGAAAAGAUCGGUCAGACACAGUUUUCCCUGCCAGUCAGACGACUAUAGCUUGCAAGACUUCGA
Molecule: messenger RNA, 139 nt
Organism: Funneliformis mosseae
Lineage: Eukaryota; Fungi; Glomeromycota; Glomeromycetes; Glomerales; Glomeraceae
Source: the annotation of a GenBank genome assembly